AUGACUGACCUCUUGAGAAGUGUUGUCACUAUCAUUGAUAUUUUCUACAAGUACACCAGAGAAGAUGAGGAAUGUGACACACUGAGCAAGAAUGAGCUAAAGGAACUUCUGGAGAAAGAGUUCCGUCCAAUUCUGAAGAACCCAGAUGAUCCAGACACAGUGGACGUCAUCAUGCAUAUGCUGGAUCGAGAUCAUGACCGAAGACUGGACUUUACUGAGUUUCUUUUGAUGGUAUUCAAGUUGGCUAUGGCCUGCAACAAGGUUCUCAGCAAAGAAUACUGCAAAGCUUCAGGGUCAAAGAAGCAUAGGCAUGGUCAUCGACGCCAAAAGGAAGAAAGUGAAACAGAAGAAGAAGAAGAUACACCGAGACAGAAAACAGGUUAUAGACAUUCAAGCUGGAGUGAGAGAGAGGAGCAUGGAUAUAGUUCUGGGGACUCAAGGGGAAGUGCAAAACAUAAACAUGGGUCUAACUCCUGGAGGCUGGGAAGACAAGGUAAUCUAUCCAGCUCAGGGAGCCAAGAAGGAUCUGAGAAAGGGUACCGUGGGUCUAGCUCUGAUCACUCAUGGAGUAGUGGCAAAGAGAGACAUGAUUCCAACUCUGGAGAACUGGGGGAAGGAAGAAACGAGUCACAUGUUAGCCCAUCUAGAGAAUCUGGGGAGGAAUAUGAAUCUGGGUCUGAAUCAAAGAGUUGGGGAAGGAAAGGUCACGGGGGUCUAUCACAUGGAUUAGAAACGGGUGGGCAUGAAUCAAGCUCUACUCAGUCAAGAAGAGGUAGAGGACAAAAGUGUGGAUCUAGCUCUGCAGGUUCAGGGGGCAGUGGGAAGCAAAGUGAUGCAUGUGGUUACAGCAAUUCAGGUGGGUGUGGAAGGCCACAAAAUGCUUCUAGUUCUUGUCAGGCAAGCAGAUUUGGAAGGCAAGGAAAUCAAUCUAGCUGUACCCAAUCAGGCUGUCAGUCAGGAAGUAGUGGAGGACAAGGUCAUGGCUGUGCCUCAGGAAGUCAAUCCACUGGAUAUGGUCAACCUGAUCCUUGCUCCUGUAGCCAGUCCUCUAGUCAGAGAGAAUAUGGAUCUAGAGAACAAAAUCAACCACUGAACUGUGGAAGACAACAGAGAACAGGCUCAAAUCAGCCCUCUGGCUGUGGACAAUAUGGGUCUGGAGGUAGUCAUCCUUGUAGUUAUGGUCACUCUUCAAGCUCUUGUCAAAAAGGGUCUAGUUCUGGUCAGUCUUAUUGCUAUGAACAACAUGGAACAGGCUCCAGUCAGUCAUGUGGCUUUGGACAAAAUGGGUCUGGCUCAGGUCAGACUUGCUGUGGCCAACAUAGAUCUAGAUCAAAUCAAUGCUCUGGCUAUGGUAAGCAAGGGUCUGGCUCAAGUCAGUUGUCUGGCUUUGGACAACACAGAUCUGGCUCAGGUCAGUGCUCUGGCUCUGGCCAACAAGGGUUUGGCUCAAGCCAAUCCUCUGGCUUUGGCCAACAUGGGUCUGGCUCAGGUCAGUCCUCUGGCUUUGGCCAACAUGGACCUGGCUCAGGACAGUCCACUGGUUUUGGACAACAUGAGUCUACAUCAGGUCAGUCUAGCUAUGGCCAACAUGGGUCUGGUUCAAGUCAAUCCUCUGGCUAUGGUCAACAUGGAUCUAGCUCAGGACAGACAUCUGGCUUUGGACACCAUAGAUCUGGAUCAGGUCAGUCUUCUGGCUUUGGCCAACAUGGAUCUGGCUCAGGUCAGUCCUCUGGCUUUGGCCAACAUGGAUCUGGCUCAGGACAGUCCACUGGUUUUGGACAACAUGAGUCUACAUCAGGUCAGUCUAGCUAUGGCCAACAUGGAUCUGGCUCAACUCAAUCCUCUGGUUAUGGUCAACAUGGAUCUAGCUCAGGACAGACAUCUGGCUUUGGACACCAUAGAUCUGGAUCAGGUCAGUCUUCUGGCUUUGGCCAACAUGGAUCUGGCUCAGGGCAGUCCACUGGCUUUAGACAUCAUGAGUCUACAUCAGGUCAGUCUAGCUACGGCCAACAUGGGUCUGGCUCAACUCAAUCCUCUGGCUAUGGUCAACGUGGAUCUAGCUCAGGACAGACAUCUGGCUUUGGACACCAUAGAUCUGGAUCAGGUCAGUCUUCUGGCUUUGGUCAACAUGGAUCUGGCUCAGGGCAGUCCGCUGGUUUUGGACAACAUGAGUCUACAUCAGGCCAGUCUAGAUAUGGCCAACAUGGGUCUGGCUCAACUCAAUCCUCUGGCUUUGGCCAACACGGAUCUAGCUCAGGACAGUCCACUGGCUUUGGACAUGAGUCUACAUCAGGUCAAUCUAGCUAUGGCCAUCAUGGAUCUGGCUCAGGACAGUCCACUGGCUUUGGCCAACAUGGAUCUAGUUCAGGACAGACAUCUAGCUUUGGACACCAUGGGUCUGGAUCAGGUCAGUCCUUUGGCUAUGGCCAAAAUGAAUCUACCUCAGGGCAAUCCACUGGCUUUGGACAUGAGUCUCCAUCAGGUCAGUCUAGCUAUGGCCACCAUGGCUAUAGCUCAGGACAGACAUCUGGCUUUGGACACCAUGGGUCUGGAUCAGGUCAGUCCUCUGGCUAUGGCCAACAUGGAUCUACCUCAGGGCAAUCCACUGGCUUUGGACAUGAGUCUCCAUCAGGUCAGUCUAGCUAUGGCCACCAUGGCUAUAGCUCAGGACAGACAUCUGGCUUUGGACACCAUGGGUCUGGAUCAGGUCAGUCCUCUGGCUUUGGCCAACAUGGAUCUGGCUCAGGGCAGUCCACUGGCUUUGGACACGAGUCUACAUCAGGUCAGUCUAGCUAUGGCCAACAUGGGUCUGGCUCAAGUCAACCCUCUAGCCAUGGCCAACAUGGGCCUACCUCUGGACAGACCUCUGGUUUUGGACACCAUGGGUCUGGAUCAGGUCAGUCCUCUGGCUUUGGCCAACAUGGAUCUGGCUCAGGGCAGUCCACUGGCUUUGGACAUCAUGAGUCUACAUCAGGCCAGUCCAGAUAUGGCCAACAUGGAUCUGGCUCAAGUCAAUCCUCUGGCUUUGGCCGACAUAGAUCUGGCUCAGGACAGUCCACUGGCUACGAGCAACAUGGAUCAGGCUCAAGUCAAUCCUCUGGUUAUGGCCAAAAUGGGUCUGGCUCAGGUCAGUCCUCUGGCUUUGGCCAACAUGGAUCUAGCUCAGGGCAGUCCACUGGCUUUGGACAUGAGUCUACAUCAGGUCAGUCUAGCUAUGGCCACCAUGGGUCUAGCUCAGGACAGACAUCUGGCUUUGGACACCAUGGGUCUGGAUCAGGUCAGUCCUCUGGCUUUGGCCAACAUGGAUCUGGCUCUGGGCAGUCCACUGGCUUAGGACACGAGUCUACAUCAGGUCAGUCUAGGUAUGGCCACCAUGGGUCUAGUUCAGGACAGACAUCUGGCUUUGGACACCAUGGGUCUGGAUCAGGUCAGUCCUAUGGCUCUGGCCAACAUGGAUCUGGCUCAGGACAGUCCACUGGCUACGAGCAACAUGGAUCUGGCUCAAGUCAAUCCUCUGGUUAUGGCCAAAAUGGGUCUGGCUCAGGUCAGUCCUCUGGCUUUGGUCAACAUGGAUCUAGCUCAGGGCAGUCCACUGGCUUUGGACAUGAAUCUACAUCAGGUCAGUCGAGCUAUGGCCACCAUGGGUCUAGCUCAGGACAGACAUCUGGCUUUGGACACCAUGGGUCUGGAUCAGGUCAGUCCUCUGGCUUUGGCCAACAUGGAUCUAGCUCAGGGCAGUCCACUGCCUCUGGACAUCAUGAGUCUACAUCAGGCCAGUCUAGAUAUGGCCAACAUGGGUCUGGCUCAAGUCAAUCCUCUGGCUAUGGCCAAUAUGGAUCUGCCUCAGGACAGACAACUGGCUUUGGACACAAUGGGUUUGGAUCAGGUCAGUCCUCUGGCUCUGGACAACAUGGAUCUGGCACUGGGCACUCCACUGGCUUUGGACAUGAGUCUACAUCAAGUCAGUCUAGCUAUGGCCAACAUGGGUCUGACUCAAGUCAACCCUCUAGCCAUGACCAACAUGGGUCUAACUCAGGACAGACCUCUGGCUUUAGACACUAUGGAUCUGGAUCAGGUCAGUCCUCUGGCUUUGGCCGACAUGGAUCUGGCUCAGGACAGUCCACUGGCUAUGAGCAACAUGGAUCUGGCUCAAGUCAAUCCUCUGGCUAUGGCCAACAUGGGUCUGGCUCAGGUCAGUCCUCUGGCUUUGGCCAACAUGGAUCUGGCUCAGGACAGACAUCUGGCUUUGGACACCAUGGGUCUGGAUCGGGUCAGUCCUCUGGCUUUGGCCAACAUGGAUCUGGCUCAGGACAGUCUACUGGCUAUGAACAACAUGGAUCUGGCUCAAGUCAAUCCUCUGGUUAUGGCCAAAAUGGGUCUGGCUCAGGUCAGUCCUCUGGCUUUGGUCAACAUGGAUCUAGCUCAGGGCAAUCCACUGGCUUUGGACAUGAGUCUAUAUCAGGUCAGUCGAGCUAUGGUCACCAUGGGUCUAGCUCAGGACAGACAUCUGGCUUUGGACACCAUGGGUCUGGAUCAGGUCAGUCCUCUGGCUUUGGCCAACAUGGAUCUAGCUCAGGGCAGUCCACUGCCUCUGGACAUCAUGAGUCUACAUCAGGCCAGUCUAGAUAUGGCCAACAUGGGUCUGGCUCAAGUCAAUCCUCUGGCUAUGGCCAAUAUGGAUCUGCCUCAGGACAGACAACUGGCUUUGGACACAAUGGGUUUGGAUCAGGUCAGUCCUCUGACUUUGGACAACAUGGAUCUGGCACUGGGCACUCCACUGGCUUUGGACAUGAGUCUACAUCAAGUCAGUCUAGCUAUGGCCAACAUGGGUCUGGCUCAAGUCAACCCUCUAGCCAUGACCAACAUGGGUCUAACUCAGGACAGACCUCUGGUUUUAGACACUAUGGGUCUGGAUCAGGUCAGUCCUCUGGCUUUGGCCAACAUGGAUCUGGCUCAGGACAGUCCACCGGCUAUGAGCAACAUGGAUCUGGCUCAAGUCAAUCCUCUCACUAUGGUGAACAUGGGUCUGGACCAGAUCAGUCCUCUGGCUUUGGCCAAUAUGGAUCUGGCUCAGGACAGACAUCAGGCUUUGGACACCAUGGGUCUGGAUCAGUUCAGUCCUCUGGCUUUGGCCAACAUGGGUCUAGCUCAAGUCAGUCCUCUGGCUUUGGACAACAUAGAUCAGACUCACGUCAAUCCACUGGCUUGGGUCAAUAUGGAACUAACUCAGGUCAGUCCUCUGGUCAUGACAGCACUCAUGAGCAUAGGCAAAGAGGGCAAAGCUCAAGUCAGGGAGGGAGGGCUUCUCAAGCUGGAGAGUCAAGAUCAACUGUUCAAGAGAGACAGGGAAGUACUCAUGGGCAGUCAAGAGAUACCACUAGACAUACCCAAUCAGGUCAUGGACAGUCCUCACAGUCAGGUUCAAGGACAACUGGAAGAAGGGGAUCUAGUCAUAGUGAGUCCAGUGACAGUGAAGUACAUUCAGGAGUUUCACACAGACACUCAGGACCCACAUAUGGUCAAGCCAGAUCUCAACAUGGAGAGUCACAAUCCACUGUUCAAGGAAGGCAGGGAACCACUCAGGGGCAGUCAAGAGAUACCACUCGACAUGCCCAGUCAGGUCAAGGACAAUCCACACAGUCAGAGUCCAGGACAACUGGAAGAAGGGGAUCUAGCCACAGUGAGUCCAGUGACAGUGAAGUCCAUUCAGGAGUCUCACACAGGCACUCAGGACACACUCAUGGCCAAGUUGGAUAUCAACAUGGGGAGUCAGGAUCCACCGUUCGAGGGAGACAGGGAGCUACUCAUGGACAGUCAGGAGAUACCACUAGACAUGCCCAGUCACGUCACAGACAAUCUUCACAGUCAGGGUCAAGCACAAGUGGAAUCAAAGGAUCUGGACACACACAGUCCAGUGACAGUGAUGUGCAUUCAGAUGUCUCACACAGACACUCAGGAUUCACUCAUGACCAGGCUGAAUCUCAACAUGGAGAAUCAAGAUCCACCAUUCAUGGGAGACAGGGAACUACUCAUGGGCAGUCAGGAGAUACCACUAGACAUGCCCACUCUGGUCAGAGAGAAUCCACACAGUCAGUUUCCAGCCCCACUGAACGAAGCACGUCUAGUCACAGUGAGUCCAGUAACAGUGAAGAACAUUCAGGCGUCUCACAGGAACACUCAGUUUCCCCUCAUGGACAAAUAGAUCAAGGGUCAACAUCCUCUCAUAGACAAACAGAAUCCACACAGUCAGGAAGACAGGGACCAAGUUAUAGACAGGAAAGAGACAGAUCUACACACUCAGAGUCAGUUCAUGGGUCAACCACAUCUACCCAUGGACAAUCAGUGUCUGGCAGAAGAGAAAGACAUGGAUCCAGUCAUACACAGCUUCAUGAUACUCACAGGCAGUCAAGGGAUAGCAUAAGGAGACAUUCAAGCAGUAGUCAUGGCCAGUCCAGAGCAAGUCAUUUUCAGUCAUGUAGUAGUGGAAGACAAAGACAUGGGUCAAGUCCAGGUUGGAAACAUGGCAGCUAUGGGAGCUCAGAAUAUGACUAUGGGCAUUUGGCGUAUGGACCUUCUGGGGGUAGCAGAGCAAGCAGCCGCAAUUCUAGUCCUUCAAGGUCAACAAAUAGAUCUGCAAACAAGCAAGUGUCUAGACAUGGACAAUCAUUUUCUAGUUCUGACCAUAUAGCAUUCAAAGCAACUGAAAGAACUGAAAAACAAGGUUCAAAUCAUAGACAAUCAGACACACAUCAUGGGCAAUCAAUUGAUUCCCACAGUCUGUCUGGACCUGGUAAAAGUAGAAGGCAGGGAUCUAGUCAUGGACAUUCUGCAGUAACUCAUGAACAGUCAAGUGACACCCAUGUUCAACCUGUAUAUAGCACAGUUAGCAGACAGAGAUCUACACAAAGCCAAUCUAGUAACCAUUCUGGAUCUGGCCAUGGACAAUCUUUAUCAGCUUAUGGCCUUUCUGAAUCUAGAAAGCAGGAAUGCCAUAGUGAUAGCAUAAGGUAUUCGGAAGAUUGGGGAAAACAGACUCAUGGACAAUCAGAAUCUGAGCAUGAAAAGUUGGAGUUCAAUUCAAUAGCUGAAUUCAAUCAGCAGCAUUUGGGAGAUACAAUUUUACUUGGGCAGGUAAGACCCAACACAAGUUUAGCAAGUCAGGAACCAAAUCAUAAACAAUCGGGAGAAGCCCUGGGUCAAACUGGAUUCAGCACCAAUGAAAGACAAGUGUAUAGCCAUGGCCAAUCAAGUGACAGCUAUAAGCAGUCAAAUGACAACAAGAGUCAAAGAUACAUUUACAGUCACUUUAUUGACAGUCAAGACCCUACAGGAAUUGAAGAGCAUAGAUAUAGGUAUUCAUCAAGCAGUACCACUACAUGGGGUGGGGGAAGGCAAAGGAAAGAGUUGGGAUCAAGUCUGUCAGGAGGCAUCAGAAGAUACAAUCAGGAUAUGGAUGAUAAGCAGAUAAGAGGCUCUGAGGCCAGAGGUUACCACGGAAAGGAAAGAACAGACUCGGGUUCCUUCUACUUAGACAGCAACACUCCACUCUACGAAUAUGUCCAAGAACAAAGGUGCUAUUACUUUGAAUAA
Carlito syrichta (Philippine tarsier) is the source of this 7590-nucleotide messenger RNA. RefSeq names its product filaggrin family member 2 (gene FLG2). Gene Ontology annotation, biological process: establishment of skin barrier. Gene Ontology annotation, cellular component: keratohyalin granule; cornified envelope. The transcript is spliced from 3 exons. Bases 1 to 7590 code for a protein of 2529 amino acids. Lineage: Eukaryota; Metazoa; Chordata; Mammalia; Primates; Tarsiidae. Gene Ontology annotation, molecular function: transition metal ion binding; calcium ion binding. The record is from RefSeq and is a predicted model, not a curated record.